This is a messenger RNA of Fraxinus pennsylvanica, 960 nucleotides long. The record is from the annotation of a GenBank genome assembly. NCBI's taxonomy places the organism in Eukaryota, Viridiplantae, Streptophyta, Magnoliopsida, Lamiales, Oleaceae.
AUGGGCCUUUUCAAGAAUGCCAUUUGUUUGGCUAUACUUGUUCUGUUAGUGGGAAACUCGUCAGCUCAACUUUCCACUAAUUUUUACUCAAAAUCUUGUCCAAAACUUUUUUCCACAGUCAAAUCCGCUGUGAACUCUGCAAUAUCGAAAGAGGCUCGAAUGGGCGCCUCUCUCCUACGCUUAUUCUUCCAUGAUUGCUUCGUCAAUGGAUGUGACGGGUCGGUCCUCCUCGACGAUACUUCUUCCUUCACCGGAGAAAAAACAGCAAUUCCAAAUCGUAAUUCUGUCAGGGGAUUUGAUGUUGUUGACAACAUUAAAUCUGCUGUCGAGAAUGCUUGCCCAGGAGUGGUAUCUUGUGCUGAUAUAUUGGCGAUUGCUGCUCGUGACUCUGUUGACACUCUUGGAGGGCCUAAUUGGAACGUAAAACUUGGAAGAAGAGAUGCAAGAACAGCUAGCCGGGCUGCUGCAAACAAUGGCAUCCCCCCUCCAACUUCAAAUCUUAAUGCUCUUACUUCAAGAUUCAGUGCUCUUGGACUUUCUGCCAAGGACCUCGUUGCUUUAGCUGGUUCUCAUACAAUUGGACAAGCAAGAUGCACCAGCUUUAGGGCUCGCAUAUACAAUGAAACCAACUUGGAUGCUUCGUUUGCACGUACUAGGCAAGGAAACUGUCCAAGAGCCAGUGGUUCCGGGGACAACAAUUUGGCCCCUUUGGAUCUUCAGACUCCAACCAAUUUUGACAACAAUUAUUUCAAGAACCUUGUGAAUCAGAGGGGACUCCUCCACUCCGAUCAACAGCUUUUUUUAAGCGGUGGAUCCACCAAUUCAUUCGUUUCAACAUAUGCCAACAAUCCAAACACCUUCAACUCUGAUUUUGCCUCCGCCAUGAUUAAAAUGGGGGACAUCAGUCCCCUCACAGGAUCAAAGGGAGAGAUAAGGAAGAACUGCAGAAGGAUUAACUAA